Messenger RNA from Scheffersomyces amazonensis, 1652 nucleotides. RefSeq lists its product as uncharacterized. The record is from RefSeq and is a predicted model, not a curated record. Lineage: Eukaryota; Fungi; Ascomycota; Pichiomycetes; Serinales; Debaryomycetaceae. The coding region runs from base 68 to 355 and encodes 95 amino acids. The transcript has a single exon.
UCACCACCAAAUCCACGAGUUACGAGUCACGAGUCACGAGUCACUAGGCAAUACAAUACAAUACAGUAUGUCGAAACUACCUACUCCGUCAAACACGCAGAGAUUCAUAGUGGCUGCAGUCGCUCUUUUGGCAGGGGCAUAUGUGGUCAUGGAUUCUGGAAAGGAUUUUGAAUUCAUCAAGUUUGAACCUCAUUCACCAGAAGAGAUUGAAAGACGGAAAAGAGAAAAUGUCGGACUCUCCUUGAAAGUGUUAGAGACUUCUACUUUAAAUUAUACCCCCGAAGCAAAAGAACGACUUCGUAAGUUGAUUGAAGAAAAAAGUAAGGAGACAGAAAGCAACGCCUCGAAGAAUUGAAGAAUUGAACAAUCGAAUUGAACAAUUAAACAAAUUGAACAACUACUUUAAUUCGUUGGGUCGUGUAAGUUAAGUUUCCCUCUUUAGCUCAUCUGUAUAUACUUGUAUCAUAUCCUUAAUGUAUAAUAGUCUGAUUAAUUUUGUUAUUUCAAUUGUGACUGUAACUGUAACUGUGCUGAAAAUCUUGUCUUAAUCGUAAUUAUUUUCCUGUUGGAUAGUUUGUAUAGAAAUGUAUUGAUGAGUAUUUGUUGAACUAUGUUGAGUACUUCAUCAUCCCUCCUUACUCUUUAAAGGGUUAAUCUUUACAGCUCAAUAUAUUACAUAGAGGUGAAUAGUAACGUUAUGGCACCAUCGUUUUGUAACUUAUUAUGCAACUACUAUCCUCUAUCCUCCCGAGCAUAAUUCCUAAAGUCAUUGUUUAUUUAACUUUAGCAAAGUAGUUCACAAUAAAACGAAGAAAUUGUGUUAAUACAGAUUGGUUGCAAUGUGAAUUGUCAUCAAUCAAUGGAAUUGUCAUCAAUCAUUGGAAUUGACAUGACCACUCACUAAAUUUCCAUAUUAAAGUUAUCCUUCAACUCCGAAACUGAAUUUCUGAUUUCUUUUAUAAUUAAAAUUCCAUUCAACUUCCUACCUAUUGUUAAUACUUAACUCUUAUUAUAUUAUGCACCUCAGGUAAAAUAUCCUAAUUAGUAUCCGCCUUCCUAAUUCGGCUUUUGCAUGCGUGCUGCAAUGCAUGCAAUAAUACCUAGUUAGGAAACAAGGGCCUAACUAGUUAAAAGAUUGCUAUGGUGUGGGGUAUUCCUCCGUUAGAGUCGGAUGACAGAAUUUUUUUUCUCAAAGACGUUAAUACUGUGAAAAUAUUUCUCCUUGAUUCAGGAGAGCAGAGAACGUUGAGAAAUUGCUCAGGGUUUAUCAACGGAGUGCCUUGACUACAUUCCCGGUUUUCUUGUCAUCACUUCUUCGUAUAUGAGCUUCAUUUAUCAAUUUUAUUUUGUAAUCAGCUGUAGUUAAUAAACAAAACUUAAUACAACUAACUACUAAACUGAUCUUGGAACUUGCAUCUUCGUAUAGAUAAUUUCAAAAUAUUUUGUGUUAUUACGUAGGAAAUCUUAAAUCAAUGAAAAAAUAAUGAGUGAUCGGGACGACCCACCAUUCGCAGCUAACAUUUCUAGCAAUAUCAUAUUGUAUUAUUGUUAAUCAUAAAACAAGUAAAAUAAAGUGUUCAAUGUGCAUCAAUAGUACUUGUGUUGAAAUGAAUUAGAUUACAAAAUUACAAAAUUACAAAAACAGGGUGAGC